Messenger RNA from Cydia fagiglandana, 6206 nucleotides. It is a transcript of the gene sxc, whose product is annotated as UDP-N-acetylglucosamine--peptide N-acetylglucosaminyltransferase 110 kDa subunit. The transcript is spliced from 10 exons. Bases 171 to 3347 code for a protein of 1058 amino acids. NCBI's taxonomy places the organism in Eukaryota, Metazoa, Arthropoda, Insecta, Lepidoptera, Tortricidae. Gene Ontology annotation, molecular function: protein O-acetylglucosaminyltransferase activity; protein binding. Gene Ontology annotation, biological process: protein O-linked glycosylation. The record is from RefSeq and is a predicted model, not a curated record.
GGUUGUAGUUCUCCGCUCCGCGUGCCCAUUGAUUGGCUCACGGAUUUGUGGUGUUGUGGUGGAAUAUUCCCAUGGAAAAAUAGUGUUAUUCGUUUUUAUUUUCUCGUUUAAAUGAAUAAUGUGUUGUUUUACAUCGUAUUUAAUGCCAAUCUAAUUACAUCACACGAACUAUGAUAACUAAAAUGCAAACUCAAGCUAACGUCGCGGUGCCCCAAUCUGUCACGACACAGCCUCAGCAAAUAGUCGGUGUCCCCGCAAAUGCCGUAAUAUUGAAGAUGUCUGACAUCCAGCAAAUAUCGACAGUCGGGCUUCUGGAACUCGCUCACCGGGAGUACCAGGCGGGUGAUUACGAGAGUGCCGAGCUGCACUGCAUGCAGCUCUGGAGACAGGACAGCUCCAACACGGGGGUUCUUCUGCUGCUCUCGUCCAUACACUUCCAGUGCCGACGGCUGGACAAGUCUGCGCACUUUUCGACGCUGGCGAUCAAGCAAAAUCCACUCCUGGCGGAAGCAUACAGCAAUCUCGGGAAUGUGUUCAAAGAGCGGGGCCAACUCCAAGAGGCUCUGGAGAACUACAGACACGCUGUCAGACUGAAGCCAGACUUCAUCGAUGGCUACAUUAAUCUGGCUGCAGCCCUUGUCGCAGCCGGCGAUAUGGAACAGGCCGUGCAGGCUUACGUCACAGCGCUACAGUAUAAUCCUGACCUGUACUGCGUCAGGAGCGACCUGGGAAAUUUGCUCAAGGCGUUGGGCCGCCUGGACGAGGCAAAGGCUUGUUACUUGAAGGCCAUCGAAACUAGGCCAGACUUUGCAGUGGCAUGGAGCAACUUGGGAUGUGUAUUUAACGCCCAGAGUGAGAUCUGGUUGGCCAUUCAUCACUUUGAGAAGGCCGUGGCCUUGGAUCCCAACUUUUUGGACGCCUACAUUAACUUGGGAAAUGUUCUCAAGGAAGCAAGGAUUUUUGACAGGGCCGUAGCCGCCUAUCUACGCGCUUUAAACCUAUCACCAAACAACGCCGUCGUCCACGGCAAUCUGGCCUGCGUCUACUACGAGCAGGGCCUGAUCGACCUGGCCAUAGACACAUACAGGAGGGCCAUAGAGCUCCAGCCCAACUUCCCGGACGCCUACUGCAACUUGGCGAACGCUUUGAAAGAAAAAGGCCAAGUCGCCGAUGCUGAAGAGUGCUAUAAUACCGCUCUACGUCUCUGCCCCUCACACGCAGACUCUCUCAACAAUUUAGCCAACAUCAAACGUGAACAAGGCUAUAUCGAGGAGGCUACGCGACUGUAUCUGAAGGCUUUAGAAGUCUUCCCAGAAUUCGCCGCAGCCCACAGCAAUUUAGCUUCAGUGCUACAACAACAAGGCAAACUCAAUGAAGCUCUCAUGCAUUAUAAAGAGGCUAUCCGCAUCCAGCCAACAUUCGCGGAUGCUUACAGCAAUAUGGGUAACACGCUUAAAGAGAUGCAGGAUGUCGCAGGGGCGCUCCAGUGUUACACCAGAGCCAUCCAAAUUAACCCAGCCUUCGCAGACGCACACAGCAAUCUCGCAAGCAUCCACAAAGACUCUGGGAACAUUCCGGAAGCCAUACAGUCCUAUAGAACCGCCUUGAAGCUGAAGCCAGACUUCCCUGAUGCGUAUUGCAAUCUAGCCCACUGCUUGCAAAUAGUAUGCGACUGGACGGACUAUGAAGCCCGAAUGAAGAAAUUAGUCAGCAUUGUUGCUGAACAGUUGGACAAGAACAGGCUUCCGUCGGUCCAUCCGCACCAUUCCAUGCUGUACCCACUAACACAUGACUUUAGAAAGGCUAUCGCCGCUCGCCACGCAAAUCUAUGCUUAGAGAAAGUCCAAGUACUACACAAACCUCCAUAUAAAUUCCCUCGCGAUCUCCAAGGACGUCUUCGUAUCGGUUACGUGAGCAGUGACUUCGGAAACCAUCCUACAUCGCAUUUAAUGCAAUCUGUGCCUGGCUUACAUGACCGUAACAAGGUUGAGAUCUUCUGCUACGCUCUAAGCACCGAUGACGGUACAACAUUCCGUUCAAAGAUCGCCAGAGAAGCUGAACACUUCAUAGAUCUAUCCCAAAUGCCCUGCAACGGAAAGGCUGCUGACAAAAUCUACGGAGACGGUAUCCAUAUCCUUGUAAACAUGAAUGGGUACACUAAAGGAGCUAGGAAUGAAAUAUUCGCGCUCCGACCCGCGCCCGUCCAAGUUAUGUGGCUGGGUUACCCAGGAACCAGUGGAGCUAGCUACAUGGACUAUUUAGUAACCGACGCCGUCACAUCUCCAUUAGAACUCGCCAGCCAAUACAGUGAGAAGCUCGCAUACAUGCCUAAUACAUACUUUGUUGGUGAUCAUAAGCAAAUGUUCCCCCAUUUACAAGAGAGACUAAUCCUAAGCGACAAAAUCAAAUCUCACAAUAACAUGGGCAGCCUAGCGGACAACGUAGCUGUCAUUAAUGCUACAGAUCUGUCGCCUUUAGUGGAGAAUACCGAUAUUAAGGAGAUUAAAGAAAUAGUGAGGGCUGCUCGACCGGUGGAGAUAUCGCUGAAAGUAGCAGAGUUACCAACAACCACCCCUAUUGAGACUAUGAUUGCUUCCGGACAAGUUCAGACUUCAGUAAACGGCGUAAUACUCCAAAACGGCCUGGCAACCACGCAAACCAACAACAAGGCGGCAACCGGCGAAGAAGUACCACAAUCCAUCGUGAUCACCACCCGACAGCAAUACGGCCUUCCCGACGACGCAGUUGUAUACUGCAACUUUAACCAGCUUUACAAAAUAGACCCGCUAACGCUACAUAUGUGGGUGUACAUAUUGAAGCAUGUACCGAACAGUGUGCUGUGGUUGCUGAGGUUCCCCGCUGUCGGCGAGCCGAACCUGCAGGCCACGGCUCAACAAUUAGGUCUGCCACCCGGCCGCAUUAUCUUCUCGAAUGUAGCCGCCAAAGAAGAGCACGUACGGCGAGGACAACUAGCUGACGUGUGCCUGGACACUCCCCUGUGCAACGGACACACCACCAGCAUGGACAUCCUGUGGACCGGGACACCGGUAGUCACUCUACCUGGGGAGACGUUAGCGUCCAGAGUGGCAGCUUCUCAACUCAAUACACUGGGGUGUCCAGAGUUAAUAGCCAGGACGAGGCAAGAAUAUCAAGACAUAGCUGUAAGAUUAGGAACCGAUAGAGAAUAUUUAAAAGGCAUCCGUGCGAAAGUAUGGGCGGCACGAACGGAGAGCCCGCUGUUCGACUGCAAGGCGUACGCGACCGGCCUCGAGAUGCUCUACCACGCCAUGUGGGAGCGCCACGCGCGCGGCGAGCGGCCCGACCACCUCGCCGCCGUCGACAAGUAGAGCCACCGGCCAGCCGGACCGGGACCGUAUUAUGUACACUAUGUACAGUGCCACUGAACGUUAGUGUUGGACUGAACACGUUAACCGAGUUUCAACUUUAGUCCUUUCAUGAUAAGGGUUAUUUUGAAAUGGCAAUGCUUUUUUAACGUGUUAAAAUGCAUCAAAUCUCAAUCCGAAAGCGAUUGUGUAGAAGUUUUGCGGACAAAUGUUUUGGUGCGUUAGUGUUAAUUAGUGCAAGUGGUAAAGAUCAAAGAUUAUUUCACCUUGUUAAUAGUUAUUUACGAUACAAGUGCAGGAAAAUAGGAAAUUCGAAACGAGUGGCGAUAAAUUAAAACACGACCGAAGGGAGUGUUUUAAAUCGACACGAGUAUCGAAUUACCUAUUCGCACGUGUAUCGUACAACGUUUUACAGUACAUAUGGCCCUUUAAACUUUUGACAUAGCAUGAAAAGUGCUAUUUUACGCACUAGUGCGAGAAAAUAGGGCCAUAUGUACUGUAAAAUAAUUUAUGCCUCAGCGUGAUGAUAACGUAAUGUUAUUAUGAGCUCAUAAAUCUCGUGCUUUAGAUUGUUAUCAUGCAAUGACAUCAUAAACGUUUAUAUUGUAAUUUUCCUAGUACCUAUUACGGUAUGUUACAAUGAAGGUGGUAAAUAUGAUCUGAAUUACGCAUCCCGGUUUCAUGCUAGUUGAUCAGUGGUUAAAGACAAUUUUAAAGUGUGACGUAAGAACUGAGUGCAGCAACUGCAAGUGUGACAAUAUCCUAAUGGCGGUAUUCAAAAACGCCAGUUAAGUUUAAAAAGCCCUUGAUAAUCGUUUGUCCUUAUCCGUCGUAAUGUGUUAGAGAGGGUUAAAAUUUAACAAAGGUUUGCUAAGUUUUAUCAAUACGGGGGUUAGACUUCCUCCAUUGCUUGUGGGAACCCGUCUAUUUAGUUUUUCUAGUCAAUCGCUUGAGUUUGAGUAAUCUCCAUUUGGGCCGAUUUUUUAUUAUUCUUGAUUUCUUUUCCGUUACAUUUCGAUUAAAUUUGGCUGGUUUGAAGAGCUCCUCAUUCUGGGCGGGAUAAAUGCGAAAUUCCAAAUUGGCACAAAAAAAAAAAAGAAAUUUACCGUUGAGUUACGUUUUCGUAACUCGGAGGAAGAUUUUGUAGGACAUAUUAUACGUAAGGACGCAAUAUUGCGCUUACAGUAGAUAGGGAACUCUAUCCACUAUUUUAUAUUGAAAUCUGACGAAUAAAAAAUCGGCAACAAUAAAAAACGGCCAAUUUAUUGCGCAGAUUUAUUUUUCGAAGCUAAAAGUAUAUAGUAGUAGAAAUGUGGCCUUUUAGGCAGCAGAUUGCUGUUUUAACUGUUACUUCUCUUUUCUGUGCGACCCACUCAUAAAAUGAAUCAGUCACUUUGAAAAUAAAAUAUUGACUGCAUGUUUUCUAAUGAAACAAUGUUUGGUUUCAUUGUUAUUUUUACUGUUGAUAAUAAUGACGGGUGUCGCAUAUUUUCAUCAAAUGCGAUUUUUUUUAUGUAUGACUAUGAUUGUAAAAAAUGGAUUUCACAAACGUUUUGUAAAUGAUUUGAUAAGCAAGUUACGAGACAUUUGAAGUUGCCAAAAAUAAAAAUGUUAAUUAAUUGGUAUGAACUAAACAUUCGAAAUCCGGUACCAGAAUGAAUAUUUGAGUGUUUGUAAAGUCUGCCCUUAAAGACCAUUAGUGAUUGUGGUGUGUGACAACUUUUGCACAAAAUGACGAAAAAUAACUCUUCCUUUGCUAGAAAGUAUGAAGUAAUGUCAUUACGCCUACUAACGAAGUUCUUUGAAGUUAAUGACGGCUACAGAUGUGAAAGUUUCCAAAUAGUUUCAAAAUUUCACAGAAAACAGGAAAAUUUCUUAGAAAUGGAAAAUUUCAAUGUGAGAAUCAUCGGAAAUUUUUCCACGUUUAAAUUUCGCAAUUUUGGAAAACUUCACUAAUGAUGGCUGUUCAAAUGUUCGAACAAUACCUACCUACGUUAUUGGGGCUACAUAAGUAAGACUGAACUUGAUCCCAAGCUGUAACUGACAAUCUACGUUCAUUAGUUCAAUUUAACUAUUAGUCACUCAGUGGGUUUCUUCCUAUAGUUGUUAAGAUGGACGCUAAAGUAUUGUGAUAGUAUAUCUAAUGGCUAUGUAUUAUACAUAUAUACAUUGUUAUUAGACAAUUGUGAUGUUAUUUCUCAUUAUUCGACAUCUGCCGUUGUAAUAGCUCUGGAUAUUUAUUUGAUUGUGCGUCAACGAAUUUAACCUAGUUUGUGCCUUUGGUUAAUUUAAAGAUUUUGUAAAUAUUAUGAACUAAGGAUGUUUUCUUUGAUACCAUGCCACCAUGAAUUAUGUUUAACAUCUGUUAACUACUGAUAUUAUGUACCUAAUGUAAAGAGUAGAUCCUUUUAAAAUGUAAAUUAACUCUUUGAACGCUUUGCCUAACUUGCGCGGCGCGUCAUUGUGAACUUUGUGGGUAAGCACGAAGGUUGAUAUUGGGAUGCAGCCGCGCGCGUCCAUUGACGUCUUUUUGAGAUUCAAAGGGUUAAACUUUAAAGUGUGUUAAAAUUGCAUUUAAGCAUCGCUUUCUUGAAUUACACGCUGUUCGUAAUCUAUUACAUGUAUCUUGGUUUACUAAAGAGGUAUAUUUUUUUACAUUUCAGUAUUUUCGGCUAGGUAAUAGAGACAUGACACAAUGAAGUUUCGAGUAGACGAAUUGUAAUUCUUGACUAUUUAUUGCGUACAAAUGAGUUGAUAAGUUGAUAGUGUGACAAACCCAGUUGAUACCUUUGUAACUUGCGGUUGAUUUUAUUGUAAAUAGUUAAUAUUUAAGGAUAGAAAUAAAAAACGAAACAAUGGAAA